GAUUAAUCAAUUAAACUGUUGGGUAUACAUAAAAAACUUUAAUAUACAUAUUUCUGUAUAUGUUAGUUUUGCUUUUCCUUUUAAAUAAUGCUGGAUUUGUGAGUAACCCGAGAAGGAAGUUGUAUCUGUAAGUCAAAACUAAGGGAACAAAAAGCCACCAAGACUCCCGAAUUACCCACAGCAAACCGCCAAAUUUCUAAAGCUAUAGUUGGGGAGUCAUGUCGGUGUCAGAUCAUUUUAACAAAGCGUCUUAACUCGGGUACACGAAAUGGCGACUUGGAGCGAGGUUGAACUUCUGACCAACGAGGACACAAACACUGUCCGCUUUGACAGUGUGUCCAGGGAGGAGAAUGGGAGCGGCCUGUACCAGGUGGACACUCUGGUCAAAAUCUCUACAGCCAACGAGGUGCAUGCAGAUCCCAGUCUUUCAUCGGCCAGUGGCUCAAACUGGAGCAUUGUUGUUGCUGACAAGACAGUGAUCCUGUUUGAUCAGAGCUACCAGACCAUCCUGCUGCUUCUUGACUUUGAAACUGACGUCGAUGCCAUUGACGUGUGCCUAAAAGGAGAGUUUUUGUUGGUCUGUGAAAGAAAUGGAAACCUUCAUUUGAUCUAUGUGCCACACAAGAGAAUCCUCAUGACCAGGGCUUUGGUUGAGAAACCAUCCAAUGGAGAUAAGAAAACGUAUCGUUAUCUCGUCAUGGACGAGGACAAAGCAUCUCCAGGGGUGUAUCAUGUGUUCCUUCUUGUAAAGGAUGGUUUUUUCCACAUUACAAACCUUGAUUUGGCAAAGAUCGAGACAGCCAUUGAAAAAAUGGAUGUGGGAGCUUUAAAAGAACUCCAGUCUUUCAUCAAGAUAGACUUUUACUCCACCACGGAUUAUCACGAUGAGGGCUGCAGUACAGCUGUGAUGUUCAACCUGGGCCAUGAAAUCCACUUAAUGAUUGGGGGGGAUAAAGAAAAUGUUGUGACUCAUUGGGAGAUGGACCCUCGUCAGGGAAAGAUGUGCCUUGCUCACUCCAUCGACAGCAGCCUAAUUCCAGGUGUGAGGAAGAUGGUGGUGUUGGAAAAUCUCUUGUACAUUCUUGACACUGAGGAUGUUCUGAGUCUCUGGGACCUGCAUUUCCUCGUCAUGAUUCGCUGUUGGCCGGAUCUUGCCAUUAAUGAUUUUGAACUCACCACCGAAUGCGGCUCUGCCUCCAUGGUGGCCCAAGACAAGGACAGCAUGAAGAUGAUAACCGUGACAAAGCAAGACAAGAGUCAGACGAGCUCGCUGCAAAUCCGGUUUCUGCCCUCUAUGACUGUUUGCUACUCUCUCAACAUCUCCUCGGUCUCGUGCCUCGUUCAGACAAAAAUAAACAUGGAUACAAUUUACUUAGUUGAGGGGAUUUGUGAGAACCCAGACAGUCGAGGAGACCCGAUAGCUUCUGUUGUUGUGAGAUGCUUCACUGAGGCUUUACCUGAGAACAGACUUAGCAGACUUCUUCACAAACACAUGUUUGAAGAGGCCGAGAAGUUUGCCAUCACGUUUGAGCUGGAUUUAGAGCUUGUCUACAAGGUGAAGCUCAACUUUGUGCUGGAGCAGCUGGCCUCUGCGUCGGUGGGUGGCUAUGGACAGGAUGUCUGGUCUGAACUUGUGACUGAGGCCAAAACCAACCUGAUGAAGAUCACAGACGAGCAGUAUGUGGUUGAAUACUGCCUCAAGGCCCCGUGGCCGACGUUUGAGACGGCAGAGAAGAUGCUGAACCACGCUGCCACGCGCUACUCCUCCUUACAGAUCCAAGAGGCCUUAGCCAGGCUGGCAACAUUUUGCAACCUGCACGGCUUGGAAAAUUUCAAUGGAAUAGCUUGGACUGAGUUUCUGAACAGCACUGACAAUCUAGGAGACGUCCUGACCCACCUGAGAGAUGGAGACAUGAAGGGUGCACAGCUCCUUUGGCUCAGAUACGAGGGGUGGAUUGCAGCGGAGUUUGAUGAGAGCAGCCUUGAAGCCCUGCUCAGCGCCAUCCCAGACGACCUGCCAUCCCAAGACCUCUGUCCUUGGUUUAGGACGGUCUUUGUUCCUUUCGUGAGGAGAGUUCUCCCAGCAGGACAGAGAAUCUUGGCAAAAUGGCUUGAGCAGAGGGCAAGGAACUUGGAGCUAACAGAAAAGGGAGCUUGGCCCCAGAACGGCCUGGACGUAGCAGUUCUUGGACUUCCGUCUUUAUGGACGUGGAUGAAAUCUGAUGAUAGUAAUGGUGCAGGGGAGGUGGAGAAUCUCAAGUCCCUGGUGUCCAGCCUCCGUCAGCUGCUGGAUCUCCACCAGAAGUACAACUGCAAACUUUCACUUUCAGUCUUUGAAAAGAGGAGCGUAUGGAGCGUAGCUUUCUUCAUGCUGGACAAAGUGCUGGCUCCGGAGCUGAUCGCUGCCACCGUGGAGAACAGCAUCCUGCCAUAUGCUGAACAGCACAAGAUUCCUUUUGAUGAACUUCUCCUGCAGUAUAUAAAGGACCUGCUGGAGCGCUGCAGUUCUCAGACCACAACCCUUUUUACAGAGUGGGAAGCCAAGGCAGUGGCUGUGCUAGACUGCAUGACAGAUACCGAUCUGAUGGUGGACGCCGUGCUGGAGAUCAUGCAGAAAGCAGUGGUGCCCUGGAGCAAUCUGGUGGAAAAACUCGUUCAGCAGUAUCUAGAGAUGGACGGACCAAAACAAGAGCUUCUAAAGGAGAGCUACCGUCUGAUGGAGAUCAGGAAACUUCUCAGAGGCUACGGCAUCCGCAACUUCAACCUCUCAAACAGCACUCAAAUUAUGACGCUGAUCAGAUACAUCCUGAAGCAAGACCUCCCGAUGUCUCUGGAAGACUCCCUCACGUUGGCUGAGGCCUACAAACUGCCGACAUCACAGAUAAAUUACCUGUAUCUCAUCCAGCUGAUAGGCCAAGGCAAGACUGAAGAAAUCUUGACCGUCCUGAAGAAGCUGUCGUCCUCAGAGGCAGAGUGUGUGAUCGAGCGCCUCACGUUGUGGGCUAGGCUGCAGCUGGAGGACAAAGACCACAUAUCUGAUGAGCACAAGAAACACCAAAUGGUCAUAGCUCAGGCGAUGGUGGAGGCUCUGAAAUAUCUGCAUGUCAUUCAAAAACAUGAUUCUCUUAAAAGCAUGGAGUGUGAGAACAACCUCAACAUGUUCAAAGCCAUCGCCCACCUACAGGAGGACUUUGACAUUUUCUUCACCCCCUCCGACUACGAGGAUCCAAACAUCCGAAAACAGAUCCAGGAGGAUCACAUCAGAGCCUACGAAAACACUCGUGGCCGCCAUUCAUCUAAGCGCAAGGCGACGACAACUCCAGUUGUGGCUAAUGAUCCGGACGGGAAGACCAAGACCAUCUCCACAGAGGCUGGCUUGCGUCGUUUAGGGCGACAGCUGCACCGCACCGAGCAGGAGCUCUGGUCCGACUUGGCCCUGCGAGCUCUGAAAGUGGGCAAGGUGGACAAGGCGCUCAAGAUCCUCAGUGAGCUGUAUGAGCACCACUAUAACAGCAGCACAGGGAAGGUUUUGUUCACCGCCGCCAAGAUGUUAUGCCAGAUGCUGGAGGCAGAUGUGCCCAUGGUGCUUCCUGAUGACAUGGACUUGCCAGCAGUCAUUCACAGCCUGGCCUGUCAGGCCAUCACCGUGUGUCACUCAGAUCUCCUUCUGGACUGCCUGGAGCUUUGCAAGUGCACGCGGAUAGCGAUGGACGUCUAUCACCAGUGUCAGUUAUCAGACAACUACGGCUUCAUAGCCAAGGAUUCGACUCCGGAGGCAGAAAAAGAUCCAUGUUCCCAGUGGAGUUUUCAAGAUGUUUUUAAUGAAGACUGCAUUGUUCUGGACCCAGUGUCUGUGCUGCCUGUACAGUAUGAAAUUACCAACUGCCUGCUGCCUAUUUCUCAGGACACCAAACUGCACCCACUGGACUGUUCCUGUCUGUCACACUGCUCAUUUGAAGAUGGUUCAAACUACCUGCAGCCCCUCCUCGAUCCGCUGGCCAAAAUGUUGCAGAUGUUACAGGAAUGCAGUCAGCUGGAGUUGGCCCUCAGAGUGCUGGUCAACUCGUACGGCAGCUGCCUGCAGCACGUCACCUCUAAUGUUAUGGAUAUAAAGCUCAGCGUGCAGCUUUAUGAUGCGCAAGAGCUUAAGAAAUACAAUAUCUGCAUAAACGAUCUCCGUAAGACGACGACGUCCUCGCUGAACGCUGUGGCCGUGGCCCUUUUGAACAAGGUGUUCAACUGGAGGGUGGUCGAUUGCGAUUUGGCCAUAGGACUGUGUACACUCCUCUCCAAGGCAGACGUCUUCAAAAUCCUGUGGAAAGUUAUUGACAACACUUGGCAAAAUUAUGACAAAAUUAUGGCUGUGGCGAGGAUCGGGGCCAGUCUCUGCAGCUUGUACGGUGAGACAGAGGAGCAACAGAAGUUCCUCUCCGUCAUCACUGAUGCUGAGUGGGGCAUCAAGCUUGGAAAGUUGGAGAUAUCGAUCCAGCCUGUGUUCCGUCAGCGACCUGAGAUGAAGAGCAGCCUGAUCCCUGUUUUGGUGAAGAACAGGAAGAUCACUCCAGAGAUUAUCCUUGAGUACUGCAGCACCUUUGGUCUCGACCGCGACCGUGUUAUCAACCAGUACAUUACCACUUCGCUGCUGCUCCAAGAGGACGAGGAAGACGCGAUGGGCCCGGCCUCAGGCCAGGAUCCGGUGCAGCCUCUGUGUCACGCCGACGCGCUGGAACGAGUCCUGCAGAUUAUCCCGAUGUUGCACAGCACCAGCGAUCUCACCGACAGUCUCUGUGCUGCCGUGUUCAAGCUGAGCCCUUACAACUACGAGAGGAUUGAAGUGGUGCUGAAGAUCAUCCAGGCUGCAGACGAGAAUGUCACCAGUUUCUGUGUCAGUCAGGCAACGGGCCUCCUUCAGCUUCUGACGUCUUACAAGCGAGUCUCUCCUCCCUCAGACGUGGAGAACACAUAUCUGCUUGAAAACGGUCUCCUGCCAAAUCCCUUGUCCAACACCAGGCUUCCUUUCCACCUGCUUAUGCAGACCAAAAACUACUGGAAGAUUAUCUCUCCGGAGCUCAGUGAGGAGACCUUCCCCACACUUCUUCUGAUCAGCAAGCUGAUGAAGGUGAGCCUGGACAAGCUGUACAUGUCAGCAGCGAGCCACGUCUUUGAGAAGAAGCUGAAGCCUUUGCUCUUGGAGCAAAGGAAAAAGGGUCAGGGUCACGGCUAUCAGAAGGAGACUUUCAAGGUGGCCAAGACCAUGAUGAAGUACAUCCACUGCAUCCAGAGCCCAGAGUGGGCGGCUGCCACAGCCCACAAGAUAACCCAGGAGCUGCCACCAGGCUAUGAGAAGACUCAGUCUCUUAGGUUUUGUUUGGCUCUGGGAGAAGCGUGGCUAAAGGAUCCAAACCUUGAGGAGGCAGCGCGAGCCAGAGGGGAGACCUUUUUGUCCAAGCUGAAGCUACAGUUUCAGCGCUCCACGACUGAGAACACGCUGAUCGCCAGUCAGCUAAACAGCCCAGAGCACCUGAAGCUGACUGGUCUUCCUGCCAGGCUCAUAGUGGCUCUGUACGAGCACAGCAGUGUGGAACAGCGUUGCAGGGAGUCAGGGGGACAGAAUUAUCCUGACAUACAGGCUGCAGUUAAGGAAAUAGCCACAAUCAACAACGUGGAUCUUCUGAAAAUCCGUAACAUGAUGUUAGAAAAAUGGAUCUGCAAAACAGGCCCAGCUGUGGCAAAGGAUAUCGGUAAUUACAACUGUGUCAGCAACAUUGAGGACGACCCAGACUUAAUGAGGGUGGUGUACAUGCUGCAGUCCUGCCCCAUGGAGGAUGCUUUCCGUCUUCUGAGCCCCAUCUUGUCUGCCGAAACCUGGCCCCUCAGCACAUCUGGGCCUCGCCUGACUUUCUGCCACCGGACUCGAGCGCUGCUCUGCCUUGUCCGCCUCGCCGAUGCAGCCACUCUGGAGACUCAGUUGCAGAUACCCAGAGACAAAAUCCUAUAUUACCUGAAGUGCUACAUCUUUGUGUCUCAACUGGAGGCGUUAAACAUCCCUUACACAGUGCAGUCUUUCCUCAAUAGUCCCAAGGAGGGUUUGGUUAAAGGGCUGUGGAAGAAUCACAGUCACGAGCCUCAGGCUGUGCAGUUGGUGGCAGACUUGUGCUUGGAGUACCAGGUGUACGACCCUCAGCUGUGGAACAGUCUCCUUCAGAAGCUGCUGGGUUUCAACCUGAUCAGCCACCUCCAGAAGGUGUUAGAGGCAUCAAUGGCCGUGCCAGCGUUGUGGGAGAUUUCAAGUUUCUCCAGAACCUGGAGGAGUAUGAUACUCGCACCUUUUGUUUCCGCUUCUGUUCCUCUGAGUCCGGAUCAACAGGCGACGCUCUACAGGACCUUUGUCCUCCUCCUCAAGUGCCCUUUCCUGUUGAAUCUUGACCUGAUAGGCAUCGCCAAUCGUUUCGCACAGUUCAGUCUCCCAGCCUUCGCCCUGGGAACUCUCCUUCUGAUUCCCUGCGCCAGUAAAAAGGCACAGCAGGUCCAGGGCUUUCUGUCCGUCUGUAACCCGGUCACGGUCCUCGAGCAGGUGGAUGAACUUAUGAACACCGGGGAGUUGGCUGGAAUCCCUUCACAGAUCAGAGAGACUGUGUUGACUUUCGUCAACCAGAACGGACAGCACCAGAAGCUGCUGAAGACCAAACACUUCGACCAUCUGAAGCAGCUCAUAGUGCUGCACGGCCAACCCAACCAGGUCAAAGACCUCGUGGACUACCUGAUCAGCCAGAACUGUCAGGAGGACGCUGACUCUCUCGCUCAUGAAUACAUGAAACACAGAGAGCACCAAGGAGGGAAAACGCUGACAAAGGACUCGGCUUCGUCGAGCUGCCUGAAGGAGUUUCUCAACGCGCAAAACGGGGUGUUGGGAUGAAGCACCGCUUUAUCUUCAGUUGUAUUUUUACAGUCUUUCUUUGUCCGUCCUGGACCGAGAUGCAGUUUUUGCACUUAACAUUUAUCUUUCUAUCCCGCAUGUUUGAAUAAUAUUUGAAUAAACUGUUGUCAUUACUGAAAACUGUGCAGAUGAAUUCUUGUUUGAUGCGGCGGCUCCGUCCGUUGAUGUGUUUUAGCGUGCUGUUGAAAGAAGAAGAAUUGUAAAAACAUUUCAGCCGUGAGAUUUUUAAGUUUAUUGUUAGAAGCAGAUGAAUAUAUUUAGCCGUAGGGUUUGAGUUCUUUAGAGCGGACCCGUCCACUCUGGCCACUGAACGUUACAGAUUUGAUCUCUGAGUGACCGGGUUGUUGAACACAGUACAUGGUAUUGGCACAAACCUUUCAAGGAAAUUUAUCUGUUUCGUUUCGUCUUCUCAGGUAAAACUAAAACGUUUUCGCUUAGAAAGACACUAAGGAAGUAGACGAGUCUGUUGAGUAAUUCAGCCAGUUCGAGAAGACUUUCCUUUUAAACCCACGUCUAUUUAACAAAUGACAUUGUCUCUUGUUUCUGUUUUAGUGUUUUGUUCAAAUCUUUUGCAACGUAACUCUGAGUCAGACCCAACUUCCCCUUGUGUUAAGCAUUAACAGAGAACUUGAAUCGAAACAUAAUGCACGCUGUCGUGUGAUAGAUGCGCUGGAUGGGACGUCUGAUAGUAUUUACAUCCUGCACACACAUAUUUUUUUUUUUUUUUUCCUCUUUCUGAGGGGAAGAUCGGUGUGUGAUUGUCCCUGUGUGAAGAUAAAGACUCGCUGUCUGUACUGAUAGGGUUAGGGUCUCUUUGUAGCCUCCUUUCACACUAGUGUUCUAUGAGUGAGUGGACUUUGAUAUUUAAAGCUCUGAGGUUUUAUUUGUGGUUUCGACAAACACUCAUUUCCUGAAUACGCUUUUAUAUGUUAUAUGUCACGACAGGUGCAUAUGGUGAGAAAAUACAUAUGUGUGAUGCUUCCAUUUUAAUUUGACAUUUAUUUAAAUGAAUUGUAGCGCUGCGCAAAAUUAAUUGUGUCGAUUAAAUGGGUCGUGUGACUCAUAUGAAACUGCAUACUUUAAGGGCAGUUGUGUGAACAAGAGGAAAUGUCUGUGGCUUAAAGUGUUAAAUGGUCAUAUCUAAAGGAAACAAAAGUGUUUCUCAGAUACAUUUUUAUAGUUGCUAAAACAGCGACCCAAUUUUGUUUUGUUUCCGAGAGAAUGUCUUUUGUUUUCAUCCUCGAAUUUAAUAAUUUACUUUUUGCCAUGAGGCAAGUUGAUCUGUAACAUAAAUACUCUGUACUCUAUAAAUGUUUCUUUAUCCAGAUUUA
Molecule: messenger RNA, 8268 nt
Organism: Mugil cephalus (flathead mullet)
Lineage: Eukaryota; Metazoa; Chordata; Actinopteri; Mugiliformes; Mugilidae
Gene: kntc1
Product: kinetochore associated 1
Exons: 62
Coding region: 269-6916 (2215 amino acids)
Biological process (GO): mitotic spindle assembly checkpoint signaling; protein localization to kinetochore involved in kinetochore assembly; mitotic sister chromatid segregation
Cellular component (GO): RZZ complex; kinetochore microtubule; cytoplasm
Molecular function (GO): small GTPase binding
Source: RefSeq, a predicted model, not a curated record